Messenger RNA from Poecilia latipinna (sailfin molly), 1799 nucleotides. Its product is annotated as activator of HSP90 ATPase activity 1. The record is from RefSeq and is a predicted model, not a curated record. Gene Ontology annotation, molecular function: protein-folding chaperone binding; ATPase activator activity. Gene Ontology annotation, biological process: protein folding; positive regulation of ATP-dependent activity. Bases 16 to 1173 code for a protein of 385 amino acids. The transcript has 9 exons. Lineage: Eukaryota; Metazoa; Chordata; Actinopteri; Cyprinodontiformes; Poeciliidae. Gene Ontology annotation, cellular component: cytosol.
GUUUUGACAACCUGUAUGUGGUUUUAUUUUGAAAGUCUGUGUGGCGAGCAGCAGCUCAGGUUUCAGCUGCUGUGGGUCAAACCUCAGACUGAGGGACUCCCAGUCCAGUUCUGGUCCUCUGGAUCGAUCCGGUCCGGAGUUUAUCCAUCAUCGAUGGCCAAGUGGGGGGAAGGAGACCCUCGGUGGAUCGUUGAGGAAAGAGCUGAUGCCACCAACGUCAACAACUGGCACUGGACGGAGCGAGACGUCACGGCCUGGUCUUCGGACCGCCUCCGUCAGCUGCUGCUGGGCGUCCGGGUGGAGGGGUCAGAGGGCGUCUGCGAGGUCACAGAGGUCAGCAGGCUGGACGGAGAGGCGUCCAUCAACAACCGCAAAGGAAAACUCUUCUUCUUCUAUGAGUUCCAACUGAGGGCCAACUGGUUAGGGACGUCCUGCAGUGGACUGAAGUACCGAGGGACCAUUGACGUCCCCAACCUGUCCGAUGAGAACGAUGAAGACGACCUUGAUAUCUCGGUGUGUCUGUGUAAGGACCAGCCCAGCACCCCGCUGCUGGACCUGAUGAAGAGGUCUGGUGGGAAGGAGGUCCGCAGGGUUCUGGGCCAGUACGUCCGUGACCUUAAAUCAGAUUUCAGUCAGGGGAUGAUCCUUCCCACUGCUGACGGGCAGAAACCAUCCACACCUGUGGCGAGCAAGAAAAACCAGGUCAAAACCAGUAAAACUCAGGUUAGCUCAGACGCUAAGCGUUCGUCCAGCCCGGCUACUUGUCCCACAGGUGUUCGCAUCCAGACCUGCAGCUUCAGCCUGAGGGAAACGUUCCAGACCUCUGCUGAUGAACUCUACAGGACCUUCAUCAACCAGGAGUUUGUUCAGGUGUUUACGCGCUCAGCAGCGACUGUUGACGCCCGGCGAGGAGGAAAGUUCCUUCUUCUUGACGGCAGCGUCAGCGGAGAGUUCACAGAGCUGGUACCAGACCAGAGGAUUGAGAUGAGGUGGCGCUUCAGGACUUGGCCCAGCGAGCACUGCGCCACCAUCAGGCUGGAGCUGGUAGACCGAGGAGACGAGACGGAGCUGGAGCUGGAGGCCCGAGGAGUUCCUGCUGGAGAGGAGGAGACCACCAGGGAGGGCUGGAGGCGCUUUUACCUCCAGGCCAUCAAACAAACCUUUGGGUACUGAGAGGGCCUGGACCCAGAGGAACGCCUGUGAGACUGCAGAGUCUUAAACAGUUUCUGUUGUUGGUGUCCUGAAGGAACAUGAGCUUCAUAAAAUCUCCUGCUGCUCAUUUCUGUCCAAGGUGGGUCCAGAAAGUCGGUACCCUUGAUGGGCAACGUCGACUGAAAGCCACAAUGAAGAACCUGAAAAACGAUUUAUCUGUUCAAAGUGUUUGACUUUUUACAGUGUUUGUUCUGAGCUAAAGGAGCUAAUCCUGAAGGAACCUGUUUUCUAUACCAGUGCUAACUACAAAGUUAGCUACGCUAACACUACCCUACUAAUCAUAAACAUUAGUUCUGCUAAUGCUAAGGCGCUGUAGCAACACACUGUUUAGUGGAAGCUAAUGCUAAACUAGCUUUAACCAAAAAGACUUUAUGUGGAAUGAAAAGAUCUGUGGUAUGUUAAGGAACUCAGAUCCUCUAAAGACGACAAGCUUUGAGCACCAAGUUCAUUUUGACUUUAUAAUUUACAUAUUCUAUAAUUUACAUAUUCUAUAACGAUGUUGCAAUACUAAAUAUUAUGUAUCUUGUUUUAAAUGAAGUUUAAAACAAGAUACAAGAUUUGGGGGAAAAUUAGAAUAAGAGGAAAGG